ACCAAUCAUAUCAUAUAUUACAAAAAAGUCUGGUGCUGUACGUCCCAUUGGUUGCUUGGAUAAUGUGAUAUUGCUACUGCUGCAGAGCAUCUUUGUCGGCCAUUGUUGCUUCACAUUGGGGUCACAACAAUUCUACAGUUGAUUCUAUUUAAUAUAAGAAUAUUUUUAGCAGGGUUAUGAGUAAUUCAGUGAAAGAAACUUUUGGAGUACAUUCAUCUAGACCAGAAUUAGCAUGUCCAUCAUCUUCAGUUUUGCAACAGUUAGAAGACAGAGAAUGGAAAGUCAGCUUAAAGAAGAAUUUAGAAAUUGCCUCAAGAGUUGUGUAUCUAGAAGGAAAAUGUUCGGAAUCUUUGGCCAGUGCUAACUACACUUCACCAGAAACACCGUUUUUAUUUCAGUUAGAGAAAACUAUGUUAGAUCUGUCAUCACCCUCCCUUACUGAUGGAGAAUUUUACUGCUCCUUCUUUAAGCUUGAUGAUGUUUACUACUGCAGAUUUUUUGAAAGUGGAGUUCUUCAGGGAUAUUUCUUAUCUGAGGGAAUGUCUCAGCUUAAGAAUUAUUUUGAGGAACAUCAUUUGGAUAUAACAAGACUGGUUUGGUUGCAAGUUUCCACUCAAGAUGAUAUUAAGCAGUACCACAGAAGAUACACCCUUAAGUUAGAAAGAAAAAGAAGUCAUCAUUCAUUAAGUAAUCCUGGUUCAGAUACUGGAAGACGAUACGUCAACCUUCUUGAAAGAAAUAAAACUAGUAUUCUAAAUUCACACAGAAAAUUGAUGGCAAAGGCACACACCUCAACAGAAUCUUGCCAGUUACUAGGAACAGUAGUAAAUGUUAUCAAACAUAACUCGCACAAGGAAAACAAUACUCAAAAAGCCAGAUUUAUCGAAGCUUCGGGAGUCUUUCAUCCAAUUCUCCAUACAUGGGAAAAUACAAUUCAAAACUACCGCUCUAAAGGAGUCCCUGUUGAAAAUCCAGAAUUUAAAUUUAUUUUUGAUCCACCAUCUAGCUCAAAAUACACAUUGUAUGACCAGUGCAAAAUUAUUUCCUGCUUACCAAAUGACCACUAUUGGAAUGAGGGAACCCAUGCUCAUGUUGGCUAUGGUAGAAUGCUAUCCGUCCGUGAUUCCACUGAGAAAUAUAAGCCUGCUUCUCUUCGUAAUCUGAUACUUUACCAUCACCGAGAAUCCAACUACUCUGCAAUAUUUCGAUUAGUUGACAAGUUUCGUAACCCAGAGUCUUCCCCAGCAAAUUCGCACCAGAACAUCAAUGACGACAACAUCAACAUUGGGGAAAAUAUGCAAAAUUCUAAUCUGAGACAAGUAAGACCUAAACGCAAAGCUUUGAAUGAAGAGGAUAUUUUAAGAAACCUUCGAACUGUAAAUCCUCUCUUUACAACACACAACAGGGCUUCUGACAAUUCCUUGUAUGAAAAGUAUAAAACAGCACAAAUUGAGACUGGAGGUUUAUUUUGGCGUGUACACGAGUCCGAUACCGAUGUCCUCUGUUUGAAUGACGUCAACAUGACCACUGGAUGUUUAAUGGAGUCAUCUUUUGUUCACAUGUCGAGGAGAACUGUUGGGAAUGUCAACGUAUACCAUUGCACAUGUACACUGUUUGCAACUUUAUUACAGCUCGCAACAUUAGAUGAACAGCCUGACACAGAAAUAGAUUCUAUUAACAUCAAAUGCUGCCAUAUAAGGUAUUUCAAAGAAAUUAUUGAACCCGAUUAUCCCAUCUACUUCAGCACAGAAUUUUUUACAUCACCAACAAAAUCUCAGAAAAGUAUAAUGUUAUCUUUGGCUGCUUUACAAAAACCUGUAAUUUUACUUCUGUCUUCUCUUCGAACCAAAAAAUUUUCAGUUGUCCCAAACAGUAGUCAAGAUUGUAAGUUUGUGAAUGUUUCCAGAAACCGUGUAUCAUGCCAGUCCGGUGAAUGUAGUGCCAUUUACAGUUUUUCUACUCGGAAAGUCAUAUACUUGAGCGAAACAAGUAAUGUUUGUCCUCAUCUGCAAGCAAUGAAAGACCACAAAAAUUUAUGGAUGAAUGUUAAUGAUAUCGAAGAAGACAUUGAAGAUGAAGAUGAGGAAGCAUUUAUUGAUAAUGAGGAAGAUGAGAAUGAUCUGGAGGAUACUUAUCAACCAGAAACUACUCAAACACAGAGGACAAAUUUUUUUAAUCUGGCAACAGGACUUUGGGAUUUCCCAAGUUUGAGUGAGCACAGACCCAAGGAGGAGGAUGAUCCAGCCUUACAACGAGCAAUUAAAAAAAGAUUAGCUGUAUUUGAUGGUGCCGAAGGAGUUGUUCGAGACACUAAAGGGUAUUUGACCGGAAACAAUCCACUUGUUCUCUUUCCUCCUGUACUAGAAGAUGGAUGUCUUUGUGGGGCUGGCUACUCUGAUGAUGACCAUCCAAAUGGGGUAUUGACCGAGGUGAAGUACAGGACAGUGGUGUAUUUGACUAACGGACCAGCUAGAUUUGAAGUAUUUGGUAGGAAUUGCUUGGCAGGAAAUGCAGACUGCCAAGUUCAAUAUGGUGGAUCUUCAGACAGCCUCCAUUUUCUUUCAAAGGAAACAGCUGCAGGAGAUGAGAUUGGCUGGGAUUUUGUUGAUCAUGCAUUGAACACUCAUGUCACUUUCAGUGCAUAUUGCAAAAUCAUGAGCAAAAAAUACAGGAGAAAUUUUCUUUAUUCUGCUAAAUUUAUGUCCCCUCAAACAUUCAUUGCUUGGUGGUUUUCAUGGAGUAGUAAAUUUAAGACUGAUUUCAGAAAGCCUUGUUCUAUCUGCAAAUACAACCCAAAAUUCUUAGCAUGUGAUGGCACUAAAAUUGGUAUUAGCUUUAAAAAUGCAGAUACAGAUCCAAUAGAAAAACCAACUUCAACAGAAAAAAUUGACCCAUGUCACAGAAGAAAUGAUCGUUGUUUCUUGAAUUUCAACAGCCAAGAACAACAGGAUGCCAUAAUAAGAAAAUGCAGAGAUCACCUUGCAUACACAUCAAAAAAAGCACUUGGACAAUUAAAUCAGACAUUAGAAUUUGAAGAAGAACUCAAUAGAAAUACACUCCUUAUUGAAACAGUUUCUCGUCAGUGUUCCGACAUCAUGCGCAGAUUUGUAUGUAAUGAGUAUCCGGAGUCUGUACAGAAGAAAUUAGCAGUCAUAUUCAAGUUUUUGUCAACAAAUCAUUCUUUGUCAUCCUUAAUUCCUUUUCGCUACACAGAUCUUUUGGAUUCUAUUUUGUUGGAAUUGAGAACAUCUACACAAAACCACAGAAUAAAUUUAAUAUCUGAUUUUUCUCCUGAAAUUCGUGAUACUUUAUAUGCUGCUUUACCUUAUGAACAGUCACUUUCUGAUGUUAUUUCUUUAUUUCAGUAUCUAGUCUUAAGAAUCCAAUGUAUAAGAGAAAAGAAUAAAGAGCCAGCUCCUGCAGUCCGUCAGCCAUCUUCAUACAAUCCUGAAAGAUAUGGUGCAGCUUACUACUUUACACCCAGUGGAGAGAAGCUUAGAGACAUUCCAAUUUAUACCAUGAAUGAAAGUGCACAUUCAAAGAAUUAUGAUGACCUACCUACUAGGUCUGAUGAGCAGUGUAAUAAGAUAUACCCUGAGGUCUCCAGACGUGGUACUACCUACUUAUUUCUUUGGUUUGACCCUAAGCACUAUGGUCACUGUUAUGGUUUUCAUAUCAUUCCAGGAUCUGAAGGGAGGAAAGACCCUUUCUCUUCUGCCUAUUCAUACUUAGAACAUGCUCCAGAAGAGGUCAGAAGAACCAGAGAACUAUCAAUGAAUUGUUAAAGGAUGUGGUCAAGAAGACGAAAGAAGCUGUUGUCUGUCAAGGAGAUAUUAUGUUUUUUAUUUUGACUGAGAACUUUAUUGUUGUUAUUGUCAUUAAAUGGCACAAAUGAAUUGAAGACUGCAGUUCUAUUUAUUAUUAUUUGUUCAUAUACUAUGUUGUAUAUAAGAACAUUUUUAAUUAUUAUUUUUUGAGUCUGCAAAUUUAUGUAUCAGACGCGAGACAGAGUAAUCGUACAUUCCUAUGGUCUGUAAUGAAAUCUUUUUUUAAUGGACUUCAACUUUUUCUAUAUUAACAUGUAACGGAUUAAGUAUCUUGGAGUGUCUUUAUUACCCAACAUAAGAAGUAACAUGUUGAUGAAUUUGUAUUUUAUAAUCCUAUGAAAGAUUUUGAUUUUAUGUCAAAGAAAUGUUAUAACCAGUUACCAUUGUCAGGUAUCCACUUCCAGGAAUGCGACUUGCCUAUAAUAUCAAGCUACAAAGUGUUACUAAAUAUCUAUGUUUGAGGUAUAUGCUUAAUCUAAAAUAAGGAAAUGUGGUAUGAUUGCCAAUGAGAAGUAUUCUAAGAUGGCAACCAAUUCCAAUCUAUGGAAGACAGGCCCUUUAUUUGGGACUUUUAUCACAGAUUGAUUAGGAGUUAACGUGGUUGUGAGCGUGCAACCCUUCCCCUAACAUGAGAACAGUAGACUGUGAUAUAACAACUAAACAUCAAAAUGGUAUGACUCGUUGUAUUGGCACAAAGCCCAAAAAACAACUUACAAAUGACAAAAGAGUAGCGAUGUAGGAGAAAACAAAGGAACUGAAAGCUAGUUCAAAACAGACAACAUGUAACGAUGAUAUUUUUAAAAGCAUUUUCUUCCAACACUACAGAAUAUCAAAAUACAUGAAUCUAUUUUAUUUAAGUUUGUUGAAUUUUAAAUACCUUCUUCAAAACUAUGAUCUACAAAAUUUAGAUAAUAGAUCGCUUCUUCAUGAUAAAGAGGUAGCAAUAUGAGAAAACCUUGAUUCUUUUUUCAUUUUCUGUAUUUUAUUUAUAAAUAGACAUCACUUGGUUUUUUGGCAGUUAAUGUUGUCCUCUUUCAUUGACCACAAUAGCGGCAUGAUGAGUCCAGGGUCCAUUAAGUACAGUUUUUUAAUAACAAAGCAUAUUUAUAUAAAUGUUGGGUUUUUAUUUUAUUUAAAAGAAAGAAAAAUAAAAAGAACCAAGGUAUGGAAUUUUCUUGAUGUGCAGUCACAUUUGUAAGCCUAUAAAUUGAUGUAUACAUAUUUCAUUCUCCAAUAAAAUUUCUUUAUGCA
This is a messenger RNA of Mytilus californianus (California mussel), 5078 nucleotides long. RefSeq lists its product as uncharacterized. NCBI's taxonomy places the organism in Eukaryota, Metazoa, Mollusca, Bivalvia, Mytilida, Mytilidae. Bases 177 to 3785 code for a protein of 1202 amino acids. The record is from RefSeq and is a predicted model, not a curated record. The transcript has 11 exons.